This is a messenger RNA of Caenorhabditis angaria, 1682 nucleotides long. The record is from the annotation of a GenBank genome assembly. NCBI's taxonomy places the organism in Eukaryota, Metazoa, Nematoda, Chromadorea, Rhabditida, Rhabditidae.
AUGAAGAUAUUUAUCGAAUUGAGAGACCAUGACGAAAUUGUGCAUCGAGAAUUCGAAUGGGUGGUUACUGGAAAUGUUUGUUUUUUUUAUACAUUCUCUAUGUAAUAUGUUUUUCAACUUCUAGGGUGAGAUUUCCGAUCUCAGGGAACAAAUAAAGUUGGUAUUUUCUAUCGAUCAAAUUUAUCAACAACUGUUUUAUAAUGGCGAACUUAUACGAGCAGACACUGCAGUCGAAGCUGGAUUAGUGGACAAAGAUACGUGUGUUGUUGUAAGUUAAAUAUUUCACUAUUUAUAUUCAAAAUUGUAUUAAAACACCCUUUUUGUAAAGAUGCAAAACCCAAAAAAAAUUUUGAUCCCAGAAUCGGCCAAAUUAAAAAAAAUAUUAAAAAAAAUAAAUUGUAUUUCUUACAGAAACACAAUAUGUGCACGAACUGGCAAGUGUAUAUCGGAUUGAUCAAAAAAUUACAAGAUUUGACAUCAUUCGGAGUCACUGAAGACCGGAGAAAGAUCGCGCUGUUAGCGAGACCAAAUUUGUCCAUACUUGACAGCUCCCGAUUUUUCCUAACGUAUCCAUCUCUACAGCUCAUAAGAGUGGAUAUCGAAACAAAAUUAGGAUUUCUUGUCCAUAACGUCGCAAAAUAUCUAAAGAGAUCUGUAAUGGCAUAUUAUAAACAACUAUUCCCCAAUGAAAACGUCAAAAUCCAAAACACACCAACAAACUCCGCUGGUGUUCAUGUAAGUUUUUUAUCAACAUGUGUCCAUAUAUAGUCUUUGAAUAUUUCAGCUCGGAGUAAUCGUUCACAUUGAUAACAAGCCAUCAUUUUACGCAAAAACACUGGGGAAUAUUCCGAUAGUAGAAGAAGAAGAAUUUGAUUUUUUGAACGGGACCAAAGUCGAUUUGGUUGAAAUCUUUGUAUAUGUGUUAUUAAAUUUGACUGGACUGGGACCAAACGAUGUUCACAUCAUACCAGAAGUAAGCAAAUGUGACAUGAUUUUUAUUUCGACCAAAAUAAGUAAGACAAAAUUUAAUUGUUCUUACAUAGCCUCUCUUUAAUUUAAUGUUUUUCAGUCGAUCUCUUUCAUACAGCUUCUGGCGUAUCAAUCAAACAAAUGUUGGACCCAUCAACUUCUUCCAGUGAGUUCUAGUGAUUACAAGUUAUAAUCAUAACUUGUAACACUAUUUAUGAAACACCGUGCGUACUCAUUUUUUAUUUAUUGUUUAGCACCGAAGGAUGUCGUUAUUGAUGCAGAAAUGAAACUACAGCUGCGAAUUAUAUCAUCCUUGCUGUGUUUGUCUGAUUUACAGACAAACAAGGGCAAUUUUGGAAUUGUUGAGCCACAAUCCGUCGAAGACAAUGAAAAUCAAGGACCCAGAAAAUUGGCUGUCGUUGAUUUUGGAGUAAGUGUUUGUUAUAUAAAAUUUCUAUGCGCAUUGUAAACAUUUUCAGAUAAAUCUUCGCUUAAUUGACGAAGAGCCAGCCAUUUUCACGUCCAAAAUCGAUAUUUCCUAUUUGAAAACGUUUUUGGAGAAAAUUGAUAUUUUGAAAAAUAUAUAUGCAGCAAGAGAGAAAAUGAUAUCCGACCCAGCAUUGCGUAACAACGAGAAUGUUAACAAAAAUACAUUUAAUCGAUAUUUUGAACGGUUGGAAAAAGCACUACUAAAUUUCUUGUGUAAAACAUAG